AUGGAUCCUUGGGUGAAGGACGUGAUGAAGAACGACGGAGAAGGUUUCCACAUUUCUGUGGAUGGGACGUUCAAGACUUCUCCGACUCAUUGGGCCCAGCAAUUCACGGUCAUGGUCCGCUUUGACUGUGGUCGCAUGUUUCCUCUAUUCUACGCUAUUCUCCCGAGAAAGAAUGGAAAUACCUACGAGCGAUUUUUUGCGGCGAUAGAGGGAUCGCUGACUCAGGAUGUGGGGAGCUGCAUGAUGGAUUUUGAAUACGCUGUGAGAAAAGCUUUCGAAGGCGUAUUCGGGAAAGGAAAGGUUGUUCUUUGCUACUUCCACUUCUGCCAGAACAUAAGGCGGAAGUUCGAGAGCCUUAUACGGAAGCCGGUUGCUUCUAAGGAGCAGCAGGCUCUGCGAGAAGAGGUUUACUACGACAUAUUGGCGCUCCCCUUUCUUCCGCUUGAUCUCGUGGACUUGGGAAUGGAUUUCAUCUGCGACAAACUCUCGGGAGACGACGUCGUUUUCUUCUGA
This is a messenger RNA of Perkinsus marinus ATCC 50983, 513 nucleotides long. RefSeq lists its product as hypothetical. The transcript has a single exon. The record is from RefSeq and is a predicted model, not a curated record. The coding region runs from base 1 to 513 and encodes 170 amino acids. NCBI's taxonomy places the organism in Eukaryota, Perkinsozoa, Perkinsida, Perkinsidae.